Messenger RNA from Pyrus x bretschneideri (Chinese white pear), 1382 nucleotides. RefSeq names its product serpin-ZX-like. Gene Ontology annotation, molecular function: serine-type endopeptidase inhibitor activity. NCBI's taxonomy places the organism in Eukaryota, Viridiplantae, Streptophyta, Magnoliopsida, Rosales, Rosaceae. The record is from RefSeq and is a predicted model, not a curated record. The transcript is spliced from 2 exons. The coding region runs from base 100 to 1272 and encodes 390 amino acids.
CUUAGUCCUUACGUCUCGUAUAAGCCUGAAACAAAAAGCCGAACAAUCUUCUCGCAACCAAAAUAUCAUCCGACCGGAGAAAAGUUAAGCACAGCAGAAAUGGAUCUGAGAGAAAGCGUCAUCAACCAAAACGACUUCGCUCUGGGGCUGACGAAGCAGCUGCUUCAGACCGAAGGCAAGCAAUCGACCCUCGUGUACUCGCCGCUGUCCAUCCACGUGCUGUUGAGCCUGAUUGCGGCCGGGUCAAAGGGUCCGACUCAGGACCAGCUGCUGUCUUUUCUCAAAUCAAAGUCCACUGACCACCUCAACUCCUUCGCCGCCGAGCUCGUGUCCAUGAUCUUCUCCGAUGGGUCUCCUAGCGGCGGCCCCCAUCUCUCGUUUGCGAGUGGAGUAUGGGUGGACAGGUGUCUCCCUCUGAAGCCUUCUUUUAAGCAGGUGGUGGACACCUCUUACAUGGCUGCUCUUGCCCAAGUCAAUUUUCAGACCAAUGCUGCUCAAGUGGCCUCGGGAGUGAAUUCAUGGGCUGAAAAGGAGACGAGAGGCCUUAUCAAGGAGGUACUUCCUCCUGGGUCAGUUGACAGCUCAACCAGGCUCAUCUUUGCAAAUGCAUUAUACUUCAAAGGAGCUUGGACUGAAAAGUUUGAUGCAUCACAAACUAAAGAGCAUGACUUCCACCUUCUCGAUGGGAGCACAGUUCAGGUGCCAUUCAUGACCAGCAGGAAGAAACAGUAUGUAAGUUCCUUCAAUGGUUUCUCAGUCUUAGGGCUUCAUUACAAGCAAGGUGAAGACAAGCGGUGUUUCUCCAUGUACAUCUUUCUUCCCGAGGCGAAAUAUGGGCUCCCAGCUUUGGUUCAGAAACUUGGUUCUGAGUCCGGGUUUUUGGAUCGCCAUCUUCCCAAGCAAAAAUCUGCAGUGGGUGAUUUCAGAAUUCCAAAGUUUAAGAUCUCAUUUGGGUUUGAAGCUUCCAAUGUCCUUAAAGGUCUGGGACUGGUGCUGCCAUUCGGUGGUGAAGGAGGUUUGACGGAGAUGGUGGAUUCGCCCGAGGGUAAGAACUUGUACGUUUCCAGCAUAUUCCAUAAGUCGUUCAUCGAAGUGAACGAAGAAGGCACAGAAGCUGCAGCUGCGACUGCCGGGGUUAUUAAGUUUUUGUGCCUGGAAGUGCCAAGGACGGUUGACUUUGUGGCUGAUCGUCCAUUUCUCUUCUUGAUCAAGGAAGAAUUGACCGGAACUGUGCUUUUCAUCGGGCACGUACUCAAUCCUCUUGCAGGCUGAGCGUUGUUAUUCCCUGUAAAAGGCAAAUGUAUCCGUAGAACUACGCGAGAUUAUAUAUAAAAUGUAUGAUCAUCUCUAUUAAAAUAAAUGUAUGAUCAUCAUGUUCACGU